This is a messenger RNA of Trypanosoma cruzi, 1026 nucleotides long. RefSeq lists its product as uncharacterized. The transcript has a single exon. Bases 1 to 1026 code for a protein of 341 amino acids. Lineage: Eukaryota; Euglenozoa; Kinetoplastea; Trypanosomatida; Trypanosomatidae. The record is from RefSeq and is a predicted model, not a curated record.
AUGCGUCGUUGGCAGUAUUGUUUAGUGUCUAUUGCGUGUAAUUCCUUCGUUCGCGCCAUAACGACAACGCGUGGGCUCCUCGGGCUGGAGCAGCUGCAGGAUGUGCCGACAUCUACUAGCAGGCGGCCCCGUGGCAUGCAUCGCGGCCCCGGCAAACGGCAGACGACCGAGAAGGAGGCGGAACGCUACCGCUUCAUCAAGCGGUGGGACUUGCAAAUGCGGGAGGGAUGGGACGAGCUCGAGGCGUUCAAAGGGCUGCCAAAACCGAAACAGCAGUUUGGCAACGAGGCGGCAGAAAUCGUUUGGCCCUACGCGGUCCUGCUGGAGAGGGUUGUGAAGGUGCACCCCUUCACCAAGUCCAUCUACGUUUACUACGGUCAGCGGCAGAGCACCCCACUGGGGAAAUUGGCAGCGGAAACGGCAAAGAGAUUUGCGCGUGAGUUCCUCAUCCCCAUCACAUUCCACAACUCGCAGGUGUAUGUGGAGACGGAGAUGCUGCUAGAGUACAACGAAACACCGUGGGUGGUGGUGCACGCCCUCGAUGGCGGCCAACGCAUCCUGCCGGUCCAUCCAGCAGCAGAGGAUACGCCCAUUGACGCGGGCGUCACUCAGUUGCUUCGUGAAGUAGUGAAAACAUGCGAGGCGCUCGCCGCUGCCGUGGCGAACCCAAAGGAGGUGACGCGCAUGCUUAACGAGCGGCCGCUGCAAAAUCAGUACGUGCGCGUCAACUACCAGUGGUUUGGCGACACGCCGGAUGAGCGUUGCAGCCAUUUGGUGAGAUGGGACUUUGAUCCGGCAGAGGUGGAGCCGAUUAUGCGACAACGCACCCGCCACGUGCUGAAUUGGUUAAAUUACGACGGAAACUUGCCGAACCACAACUCUGUUCGUGUCAACGUGUUCAGGGAGAAGACACGACUGCGCAGCCCGCAGACGACAAGUGGUCCGAAAACGUUCUUCAACUCUGUCGGUUCCCGCGCCAACGCCCGUUCCUCGCGAUUUGGUGGUCAGUCGGCCGUGGGGAAGUGA